GCAGACGCACGGUGCUCGUCAAUAGGAUGCCAUUACACAAAACCCACGCCCGAGUUUCUGCCUGGAUUACCCUUUGUCUCCUUAAAAUGACCUAAAGCUGAUUCGUCGAUGAAAGAAAGAAGAUCAUGUGCAUGUGUGUGAUUCCACCACACGUGGAGCGCGUCUCGGCGCCGCGUGAUGGAGGUACGUGGAAGCAGUGCAUGGUGGCCAUGAAGAAGCCAUGAAGACAGCGAGGGCUCCUGCCAAGGUCAGAUUGGAGCCUGGCUGUGUCCAUGUGGAGGGCACCGAGGAUGCCAUUACAGACAACACACGUCUGCUGGCUGCGUGGAUGACUUGUUCCCGCCUCCAGCCCGGAGUUGUAACUUUGUGAUCCACGAGUGGGAGAUUUUAGUUUUCCAUUGGUCGUGGUGGCUGUCCAUGGUUCUGACCCCGGGCUCCAGGAAUGGUGGAGACGCUGAGUAUCGCCGUCAUCGGUGCUCCCGGAGUGGGCAAAACUUGUAUAAUCCGCCAGUUCAUCUACAACGACUUCUCGGAGGUCUACACGCCGACCCGGUCCAGAUAUGUGUACCGACCCUCCGUCAUUCUCAACGGCAGCAUGUACGAGCUGAAGGUCCUGGACGUCCCGCCGAUCUCCUCCUUCCCGUCCAGCUCCAGUCAGGAGUGGCUGGAUUUGCGUUGCAGAGGUGUUCGCAAUGCCAACGCCUACAUCCUGGUGUACGACAUCUGCUGUGUGGAGAGUUUUGAAUACGUGAAGAUGAUCAGGCAGCAGAUAGUAGAACACAGGGAAGGCAGCAGCAGCGAGGUGCCCAUUCUGGUGGUCGGCAACAAGAGAGAUCUGCAGCGACAACGCUUCAUGCCUCGCAGGGCGGUGUCGGUUCUGGUCAAGAAGACCUGGAAGUGCGGCUACGUGGAAUGCUCUGCCAAGUUCAACUGGCACGUGGUCCUGCUCUUCAAAGAGCUGCUGGGCAUUGCUGUGGCGCGGGGCCUGCGCCAAAAUCACACCUCUAUCCGUCUGCAGGGGGCACUGCAGAGGAACCGCUGCACUGUCAUGUGACCUUCUCACCCGAGGAUUGGAGCAAAGGACUUCUUGAUCUAAAUGGCUGGAAACAAAAUACCCCGUGGCCUCCUGCUUUACUGAGCUGAUUUUUCAUAAUGAGAUUUCUUAGAAGCUGCGCUGUAUACGAUUUCACUCAUGACCACUUCCCAGUCUCAUAUGACAUAACAGGCCUUGCAUUGCAUUGCAUUGACACGUACUGCUUCUCCGGCUGACUGGAAGGAAGUUAUUUUUGUGAGACUCAAAGCAGAGAGGCAGCAAUAUUUGUUGAGUCUUCCUUUCAAAUGUGUCCUAUUCAGCAAGGUUCACCUGAGGAGACGACUGAACAAAAAGGGGACAAAUAGAUAUUAUUAGUAUGUUACUAGAUUCAGAAAAGGUAGCGUGCAUUGUCCUGAUGAAAUGACACUUUUUCUUUCUUGUCCAUACUGCCCCUAUAUAAUGACGUUUGUUUAGGGGAAAGAUGUUGUAGAGUUGUCUUGCAGUGGAAAAUGCUGCAGUCCCUUAUCAUGAUGUACUGUAGGGCCCCCCCACACCCCACCCCAUCCCUUUUAUCACACACCCCCACUCAGUGGCUGAUUCUGGUGAAUACAUUAACGCAAGGGAACGGGGACCGGCAGGAGGCUGCAGAGCCUGAGAUGAGGCACUGCAUGCGGGUGUGUGUGUGUGUGUGUGUGUGUGUGUGAGAGAGAGAAAUGGGUGGGGGUUGUGGGGCAGUUGAUCACUGACAUUCAAGCUAGAAAAGGACAAAAAUGAGAAACACAUGUUGAAUGUGUUGGCUUAAGAAGGAGCAAUAAUUCCACCUGACUGAUGGAGCCACUGGGUUAUACGUAUUACAAUGCCACACAAACAGUCCAAUCAACCCAUCCACACUAUAAAAUGCUGCAGCAGAGCUCAAAGACUUCAACCAAACACCCUGCAGACACACAGAGAACCUUAAUAAAGCUUGGUAAUCAUGUGAGAUGUACAUGGCUGCACUAAACAUGGGAAGACUUGUACUUAAAGAGGGAUUAUUUGGCUUGCAUGCUAUUGUUGGUACCACAUCCAACAGGUCAGGUUUUAAUUGCACUGAUGUGAAAAUGUGAUAUCGUGUUUGACUGUUUUGUAUGUGGUUUUUUGACACUGUGUUGUGAGCUGCAGAGUGGAGUGAAUGUGAUGGUUUUACACUGGCAUGUGGGAGCACAAGCUCAUGAUUCUAUUCAAGAUGUGGUGUUUACCCUUCGGUCAGGGUAGAUUGCUGUUUUAGUAGUUUUGGUUAUACAUAUAUAUAUAAAAAAGAUGUAGCAGCAACCAAGUGUAGCAUGAGUUAUCAUCAGAUUGUGUGUUUCCAAAUAAAAAGGGCUACAUUUUUUUUAUCAGACUUGUAUUUAUUUUCCUGUGCUGGUAUUGUAAUGUUUUGACAUAUGAUGGAUUAAAUGCAUUUGGGAACAGUAACCUUA
Molecule: messenger RNA, 2490 nt
Organism: Doryrhamphus excisus (bluestripe pipefish)
Lineage: Eukaryota; Metazoa; Chordata; Actinopteri; Syngnathiformes; Syngnathidae
Gene: rasl10a
Product: RAS-like, family 10, member A
Molecular function (GO): GTPase activity; GTP binding
Source: RefSeq, a predicted model, not a curated record